Messenger RNA from Rhincodon typus (whale shark), 1890 nucleotides. RefSeq names its product phosphatidylinositol 5-phosphate 4-kinase type-2 beta-like. The transcript has 4 exons. Gene Ontology annotation, biological process: phosphatidylinositol metabolic process. Gene Ontology annotation, molecular function: phosphatidylinositol kinase activity. Bases 37 to 660 code for a protein of 207 amino acids. Lineage: Eukaryota; Metazoa; Chordata; Chondrichthyes; Orectolobiformes; Rhincodontidae. The record is from RefSeq and is a predicted model, not a curated record.
UUUAAAAAUAGAAUUAAUUCCAAUGUGUAGUCCAUCAUGUACAGUGUUUUAUAUCUGAUUGUGAUCUGUCUUGUUUUGCUGCAGGCCAAGGAAUUACCAACACUGAAAGACAAUGAUUUCCUAAAUGAAGGGCAGAGAAUUCAAAUUGGAGAUGAAAACAAAAAGAUGUUUUUGGACAAACUCAAGCGUGAUGUUGAGUUUUUAGCACAGCUGAAGAUCAUGGAUUACAGUUUAUUAGUUGGCAUCCAUGAUGUGGAUCGUGCUGAGCAAGAAGAAAUGGAGGUGGAGGAGAAAGGUGAUGAAGAAGAUUGUGAAAAUGAUGGAAUGGGUCAUCCAGUUGGCUCGUAUGGAACUCCACCAGACAGUCCUGGAAACAUGCUGAAUUUCCCACGAAUUUUUGGACCAGGAGAGUUUGAUCCAACUGUUGAUGUAUAUGCUAUAAAGAGCCAUGACAUAAUACUGGCUGAUUUUCCAGAUGCGCCAAGGAAAGAAGUUUUCUUUAUGGCAAUAAUCGACAUUUUAACUCACUAUGAUGCAAAGAAGAAAGCUGCCCAUGCUGCCAAAACAGUCAAACAUGGAGCUGGUGCUGAGAUCUCCACCGUUAACCCCGAACAGUACUCAAAGCGUUUCUUGGAAUUUAUGUCUAACAUCAUAACAUAGUGCCCCUGUAGACAACACAUGACACGCACAAAGAGACUACCAAUGUGUAGCGAAUGCAGGAACAUGAAAACUGAGGACACUGUAGUGGUGCGUGCAGUAUUCAAUGUGCAGAGACUAAUCUCCAAAAUUGCAUCCUUUGGAAAUAAAACAAAAACACAACAAAAAAAGAUACUUGCUGGCAAACCUGCAUUGCCUGAAAUGUUGCAUUGCUCUUGAAGUUUUCCCUGCCAUGUAUUAUGAGUGUGUCUUUACUGGCGGCAGCUUCAGUGGCACUCCAUUAGCCAUGGUGAGACAUAUUGUAUAAAUCUUAAAACCAGAAGGUGGGCACUUGAACGCAGUGAAGGACGAUGGGCACUUUAACAAUGGCAAGAAUCACUUUUUUUUUUAAAAACAGUUCAUAUAUUGUCCUAAUGGAGCAAAGGCACGGUAUUAUUUGCGUGUAUCUUUGUGAUGCUGCACUCGUCCCAACCCUGGUUUCGUCGUUGCCAGGCCUUUGCCAUGCUGUUUCUCAAAUGUUUUAAGUUGCCAUAUUGUCUAAUCGCAAAAAAAAGGACUUCAGCAACUUUAUCAAUAAAUCAACGCAACUAUAUAUAAGCUAUUGUUCGUUAAGGGUGGGCGGGUAAGGGAGGGAGGGAGGGGGCAAUGUUUACUCAAGUGAAAAUUUACAAUAGGAUGCCACAUAUCCAGAUCGAGUCUGCAUCUGAUUAUGCAGUGUGUGGAACAGCCAUCAAUCCAUCAGAUGUGAUUUGGGUAAAUCAUUUGGCUUUGCGGCAUUCCUAAUGUUUUCUAAAAGUUUACUUUUAUUUGUUACUCAGCAGGAGGGCUCGCGUUUACUUCGAUGUGAGCUACUUGGCUUUAUAAAAGAGUACAGUCUGUAAUUGUGCUUUAAGCUAAUUAUUUGGACAAUGUGGCAUUUUGUCUGCUAGGUCAAUAGACAUGAGUAAAAAAGUGAUUUUUUUUAAAAUAGCUAACUCCUUUGUAAGGGACUUUUUAAAAGACAACUUCUCUCAACAAAGUAUUGCUAUUUGCUGUUGAAUCUUGUUACAAAGAGGUAGCUGUGACAAUAAUGUUACUUGGUAGUGCUUUUGUAAAACUACCCGAUUGUCAAUUUUUGAAUCCUUAACAAGCCUGAAAUAUUACGAAAAUGCUGUAGCAAUAUUGUGCUGUUUUAAAAGAACAUUCUGGGUAUAUGAAAACAUAUGAUUAAAGUAGGCAAGCAUCAAAUUUGAA